AUCAGAAGCGGGAGGAGGCGGGCGCUCGCCCCAGGUCCCGGGCCGUCGGCGGGAGCCGGGCAGGUGCUCGGGGCGCGGCCUCCGUGGUGGUCCGAGGCGGCGGCCGGACAGUCCCUCCUCGUCGCUGCGGACUCUCGUCUCGGCUGUCCCCCCCACCGCCCCGGCCCUCAGCGGCCCGCUCGGCCACGUGGCGGCUGGCCCCGGCCGAUGGACACGCUGGCGCCGGGCCCCUGGCGAAGGCGGCGGCCGGAGGAACUGCAGGCUCCGGGGGACGCGAAGCGCGCGUGCCGGCGGGCAGACGUGACCGAGCCCCGUGACGGCCUGCCGGUGAAGGUGGCCAGCCCACAUCCCGAGCACCGUGGCCCCCCCGACCCCGCGGGCCAUGCCGCCGCCCGGAUGCCUCGGGAUGGCGGAAGGAGCCCGGCCCAGCCUUGCCCACGAUGCGUUGCAGGGGCGUCUGGCCAUUUCAGCCACACCUUGGCACAAUAGGGGCCGCCUGGGACCAGGCAGAGCACUGUGGGCUGGAGCCUCCUGGACGUCAUGACCCUGGAUCCUGGAGCCCCUGGGGCCACGCCGAAGACCCUCCACGCUGUGGCCUCAGGCAGCGCCGCACAUCAAGAAGCCGGAGCCCUUCAGAGCCGUGCUGCGCUUCAGCCUCUCGGAACCUUCCAGAUGUGGCCUUGAUCCC
This is a messenger RNA of Sorex fumeus (smoky shrew), 688 nucleotides long. It is a transcript of the gene CUNH10orf143, whose product is annotated as chromosome unknown C10orf143 homolog. The record is from RefSeq and is a predicted model, not a curated record. The coding region runs from base 208 to 489 and encodes 93 amino acids. The transcript is spliced from 4 exons. NCBI's taxonomy places the organism in Eukaryota, Metazoa, Chordata, Mammalia, Eulipotyphla, Soricidae.